AUGGCAACCACGGCUCUCACCGGCUUCUCUAUGAUGAGCCUGCUCAGCCUCGGGUACCUGACCUGGGACCUGAUGAGUCCCAACCAGGUGGAAAACGAGCCCGAGCAACCAUUUGCGGACCGGUCUCCCGUCGCGCAGCCUCCUCACAUCAUUUUCAUCAUGACAGACGAUCAGGGCUUCAACGACAUCGGCUACCACAGCUCUGACAUCCGGACGCCGGCGCUGGACAAGCUGGCUGCGGACGGAGUGAAGCUGGAGAGCUACUACAUCCAGCCCAUCUGCACCCCGUCCCGCAGUCAGCUCAUCACCGGCAGGUAUCAAAUUCACACUGGCCUGCAGCACUCCAUCAUCCGGCCCCGCCAGCCCAACUGCCUGCCCUUUGACCAGGUCACCCUCCCCCAGAGGCUGCAGGAGCUCGGCUACUCCACCCACAUGGUCGGCAAGUGGCACCUGGGCUUCUACAAGAAGGAGUGCCUGCCCACUCGGCGCGGCUUCGACACGUACUUUGGCUCCUUGACCGGCAGCGUGAACUACUACACGUACGACUCCUGUGACGGCCCAGGGCUGUGUGGCUUCGACCUCCAUGAGGGUGAGUCGGUCGCCUGGGGUCAGAGGGGCAAAUACUCCACCCACCUCUACACGCAGAGAGUUCGCAAGAUCCUGGCAACCCAUGAUGCUCAGUCCCAGCCGCUGUUCAUCUUCCUCUCCUUCCAGGCUGUUCACACACCCCUGCAGUCUCCACGGGAGUACAUCUACCCGUACCGCGGGCUGGAAAACGUGGCGCGCAGGAAAUAUGCUGCUAUGGUCUCAGCUGUAGACGAGGCUGUACGUAAUAUAACGUACGCUCUCCGCAAGUAUGGUUACUACCAGAACAGUGUCAUCAUCUUCUCUACUGACAACGGCGGCCAGCCCUUGUCUGGCGGCAGUAACUGGCCGCUCAGGGGACGUAAAGGCACCUACUGGGAGGGUGGCGUCCGGGGUCUGGGCUUCGUCCACAGCCCUCUGUUGAGGAAGAAGAGGAGGGUGAGUAAAGCCCUUGUGCACAUCACUGACUGGUAUCCCACACUGGUGGGAUUAGCAGGUGGCAAUGAGUCCCUGACCCAGGGGGUUGAUGGGUAUGAUGUCUGGGAGGCCAUCAGUGAGGGGAAGGAGUCACCCAGGUUGGAGAUCCUCCACAAUAUCGACCCUCUGUAUAACCAUGCACGCAGUGGCUCUUUGCAGAAAGGGUAUGGGAUUUGGAAUACAGCCGUGCAGGCCUCCAUACGAGCUGGAGACUGGAAACUCCUAACAGGAGACCCCGGUUAUGGAGACUGGACACCGCCACAGAUGCUUCCAGGUUUCCCCGGUGGCUGGUGGAACCUGGAGCGCCACACCGAACCCCGGAAAUCAGUUUGGCUUUUCAACAUCUCCGGAGACCCCUACGAACGUUUUGACCUCUCUGAGCAGAGACCAGAUGUUGUCAAAGAGCUGCUGGCUAGAUUGGUGUACUACAAUCGCACUGCGGUGCCAGUAAGGUACCCAUCAGAGGACCUACGGGCGGACCCCCACUUGAACGGAGGUGCCUGGGUGCCCUGGGUAGGAGAUGAAGAGGAGGACAGCUGGGACAGCGUCUACCAGAAAAAGAACAAGGAUUGGAAGAAGAAGCUUAAACUGUCCAAAAGCAGGUCAUUUUUCAGGAGACUCAACACUAGGAUCAUGUCCAACAGGAUAUAGAAAGGACAUGACUUCAAAAGGUUCAGAGGAGACCCCCCUGAAGGACAAGGUUCUGUCUGCUGAUGGAACUUCUUGAAAAUGUGUUUGUCUUUCUAUUGAUAAAUGAGCAAAACGCGACUGAGUUGUAGCUGCAGGUGUAUGUUCGGUCUCUCUAGAGAACUGACCAGUGGAAAAUGUCCAGUGAAAGUUUUAAAUGUUCAACUGGUUUGUAUCCAUGUAGAAUAAAAAUGUGUGUCCCUAAGUUGAA
This is a messenger RNA of Chelmon rostratus (copperband butterflyfish), 1960 nucleotides long. RefSeq names its product arylsulfatase family, member Ia (gene arsia). The coding region runs from base 1 to 1713 and encodes 570 amino acids. Lineage: Eukaryota; Metazoa; Chordata; Actinopteri; Chaetodontiformes; Chaetodontidae. The record is from RefSeq and is a predicted model, not a curated record. The transcript has 2 exons.